UGUUGUAUUCUAAAUCAAACGAGAGGCAGGAAACUCAUCUAGAUUAUAUUUACAUCCUUUUUUAUAACGAAUUGCUCUUCCUUUUAAAUACGGCUAUAGGCGGGACCCACAUCCUUCACGAGUGCUAACAAAAUAAAACACUCCAAUACGUGUGUACAGAUUAACACGUACUUCCUCCGCCUCCUCCUCCCACGGGCGUCCCAAGAUGGAGGACAGCGAGAUGAGGAGCUACCUGCCGGGGGAGUGGGGUGACCCGGAGCGCAUGCAGGUGUUGAUGGGGCCCCUGCCGCACCGGGAACUGAACCACGUAGCUCACACUGCCAGGGUCACGUUCUGGUCAGCCGCCAUCCACAGCUGGUGCCGCGCUGCCCUGCGACCCUUCUUCACCCUCGCCGAGUGCCAGGGUGCCUUUCGCCGUGGCUCCCAGAUCCCUGUUUGCCUCCCACAGGUGUUGCAACUUAUGAUGAGGCAGGGUGAAAUCGUACCCAUGAACCAACUAAACUUCACGGACCACAAACAAGAAACCUGGGUGGGAUGGGGCUGCCGUGUCCUUGUGGUCCAGCCUGCACACAUGCUUUGGGGCAAUGUGAAGUACUUUGUGGGGCUGAAUACACUUGGCAAUACUGUGUUGGUGUGCCAGGCUGUGUUGCAGGAAAUGUGCGGCAGGGUAGUGGAGACAGUAUGGAACAAGAGAAGCUCCGACACUCUCCUCAUCACCCUCAAGGACCUACACAGCCUUGUAAGAGAGGCAGUUGGGACUCUGGAAAACCUGGAAUUAGUGGUGAAGACAUUGGUAGCACAAGGAAGGGCUGCUACAGUCUUACAUCAUGGAACUUUGUAUGUUAAGUUUGCCAGUCCAGGGGAUGCAGCUAGACCAGAGGUGUUGCCAGAGGAGCUAGCCAAAAGUGAUCUGCGAGAAGCCAGGGAGAGGGUGGAGAGGAGUCUGAAGGCACUGGAGGAGGAGCGUGAGGCCCUUCGCUGCCAGGCUAAAAUUGCCCUGAGUCGUGGGGCUAAGACUGAGGCUCUCUUUCUGCUGCGGAGAAAAAAGCGCGUCGACAAAUCUGUGGUGACGCAGCUGGGUGUGCUGGAGAACCUGGUGUCUUGGCAGCACCACCUGGAUGACGUGGAGACCAACAGGCAGGUGCUGGGUGCCCUGAAGGGGGGUGUGGAGGCCCUGAGGACGGCCCUAGCUGGUGAUACCUCCCCUGACGCAGCCGCCACUACUCUCGAUGAUCUGCAACAGGUCCUGGAAGAAUGCGAGGACCUUAAUGCCCUUGUGUCCAGCAAUCCUGUAGCUGAAGACCUGACUGGAUUGGAGGACGAACUGGAAGGGCUGCUAUUGGCUGCUGGAGAGGAGACAAGAAUGACAGGAGAGGCAGAACUGGAGCCGAGACUUCCAGACGUACCUACCGAACCACCUCUACCCACCAGCACUGUGCCUGCCCAAAGACUCUCCCUGUGAGCUGAGGGCCUUAACAACACACACACACACACACACAGGCACGCAGCCAAGCACAAUUUAGCUAUAGUGUUUUUAAAUUGUCUUCAUCAUGUGGGCUACUAAGGGAGAAAUGGGUGCCUUACUAACACACACACACACACACACACACACACACAGCUUAGCACAAUGAAGUUAAUGGGGUGAAAUAUUACACAGAAGAUAUUUAUUGCUAAUGCUUCAAGGACACAACAAAAUGAUUGAAAAAUUGAUGUUUGAAUAAAAAAUAAUUGAUAAA
This is a messenger RNA of Scylla paramamosain (green mud crab), 1736 nucleotides long. RefSeq names its product charged multivesicular body protein 7-like. NCBI's taxonomy places the organism in Eukaryota, Metazoa, Arthropoda, Malacostraca, Decapoda, Portunidae. Gene Ontology annotation, cellular component: cytoplasmic side of plasma membrane; multivesicular body; ESCRT III complex. Bases 206 to 1462 code for a protein of 418 amino acids. The transcript has 10 exons. Gene Ontology annotation, biological process: vesicle budding from membrane; late endosome to vacuole transport via multivesicular body sorting pathway. The record is from RefSeq and is a predicted model, not a curated record.